Messenger RNA from Mycosarcoma maydis (corn smut), 1716 nucleotides. RefSeq lists its product as uncharacterized. Gene Ontology annotation, biological process: inosine biosynthetic process; purine ribonucleoside monophosphate biosynthetic process; adenosine catabolic process. The record is from RefSeq and is a predicted model, not a curated record. Bases 1 to 1716 code for a protein of 571 amino acids. Gene Ontology annotation, molecular function: adenosine deaminase activity. Lineage: Eukaryota; Fungi; Basidiomycota; Ustilaginomycetes; Ustilaginales. The transcript has a single exon.
AUGUCUGUACAAUGUGGGAUUGACGCCCACGUGCAGGCGGUGACCGCCCUGAAAGCGGAAGAAGCUGCUAUGCGAUACGACCAUGCCGCCUUAUCCAACAUGUCUUCCGACGAAGCGAGCGCCAACACCAUUUUCACACGUUUGCGUGAUGCGGAAGUGCAAUCAAAAUGGACUAAAGAAGGAGAUCUCAUCAACUUCGCAGGGAUGGACUUCUACGGUGCGAUCAAGAACGGGCUCGGGCAGCCUUCGGAUGUAUGGACCGCUGUACGACGGAUGCCAAAGGGCGCGCUGCUGCAUUGUCAUUUUGAUGGGACUGUGGACACCAAGUUCUUGCUGGAGCAUGCGAAAAGGACGGAAAAUAUGUGUAUGAAAGCAGACAUGCCGCUCUCGACGCAGGAGGCGCUGUGGAGGGCAACGGUGGAAUUUUUGGUGCUACCACAGACUGCCGAGAGAUCAAAGGUGAGCAUCUGGUCAGAAGACUAUGUUCCAGGGGAAUGGGUCAGCUUCAAGGAUGCACGGAUUUCGUUUCCCUAUCCUCACCCGUAUCAGAUGGAACGAGCAGCUUCGGAGCUUCACAUGCCCAACUUCAUCAACCCUUCAGAGCUAAACGGACGCGCAAGUAGAGACGGCACACACACCGAAGACCGCCUCGACAGAGGCCAAGCAUUUGAUGCAUACAUACAUGCACUGAUGACCUUGACACCGCACGACUCCAUACCAGCGAUUACUAACAGCAAGCAAGCAUGGGCAAGGUUUCAGUCCACUUUCGUCGUCAUCGCUGGACUCAUCGGCUACGAACCCACGCUCAAAGCUUACACCAAGGAGCUUCUCCGCUCGCAUGCACAAGACGGUAUCUCAUACACCGAGACACGAAUCAACUUUCUGAACGAGUUCAUGGUCCGCGCUGAUGGAACACCCAACCUGGCACACGUCGAAUGGGUACGAAUCUUUAUCGAGGCCGUCGAAGAAGUCAAAGCCGAGAUCAGCGAAGGCGGCUACAUCGAUGCCAAGAUCAUCUACACAACCGUCCGAUUUAUUGACAAUGAGAAACUGCGGUGGUAUCUCGAAGACUGCAUUAUGCUCAAGAAGAUGUUCCCAGAGUGGAUCGUUGGAUUUGAUCUGGUUGGUCAUGAGGAUCCGUUGCUGCCUCUGAAAGUGUACAUUCCAGAAUUGCUGCGCUUUCAACAACGCUGCAAAGAAGAAGGGCUCUCGAUUCCGUUCGUUUUUCACGCAGGCGAAACACUGGAGGACGGUGGAGACGCCGAUCUGAACCUCUACGACGCCAUCCUGUUGGACACUAAGCGCAUCGGUCAUGGUGUCUCGCUCGCCCGUCAUCCGUUGUUGACCGAUUUGGUGAAAGAGCGCGAUAUCUGCAUCGAAGUCUGCCCCAUCUCGAACCAGGUUCUGGGUUACACGGCUAGUAUUUGCUCGCAUCCAAGCUUGCUAGCGUUGCUACAUAGAAAUGUCCCCGUGGCACUUUCGUCGGACGACCCGAGCAUUUUCGAAAAUUUUGGGCUUUCGUACGAUUUCUACCAGCUGAUUAUUAGCUCGCAGUCUACAACGCUUGUUUCGCUCGCGGCGCUCGCUCGUCGUUCCAUCAAGUAUUCGUUGGUUGAUGAUAAGACAAAGGAGAUCAUGUUUGCUGAUUGGGAUAGAAGAUGGAAGGCAUAUAUCGCUUGGUUUCUUGAAGAGUAUGGGCGUUGGUCAAAGCAGUGA